Messenger RNA from Entamoeba histolytica HM-1:IMSS, 3375 nucleotides. RefSeq lists its product as uncharacterized. The coding region runs from base 1 to 3375 and encodes 1124 amino acids. NCBI's taxonomy places the organism in Eukaryota, Evosea, Mastigamoebida, Endamoebidae. The record is from RefSeq and is a predicted model, not a curated record. The transcript has a single exon.
AUGGUUGCAUCAUUCUUCAUUAUUGUUUUGCUUCUCUUUACUCAUCAGUCCUUUGCUCAACUUUAUCAAGGAGAGCAUUGUGACCUUGGAUGUUUAUUAAAGAAACUUAAUCUUACAAUAGAACUUGGUAGAAAUGAUGCAUGUGCUAGUGAUAUUGGAACUGCUCAAAUGUGUUUUAAAUCAAUAAAUAUUAAUUCAAUUGAACUUGGUGAAUUAACUACUACAGAAGAUAAUGUAACAAAUCCACAAUCAUUAACAGUUAAUGUUGGAGUAAAUAGUAUAUAUGCUAAAGCUGUUUUUUGGUUAUACAAAGACACUGAUGCAGAAGUUGGUGAAAUGGAAUUUGUUGUUAAAAAUAUUAAAGUAAGUAUAACUCUUGAUUUUGAAACAGAAGAGUAUCUAGGAUAUAAUAUUGUUAAAAAAGUAUUUACUAAAAUAACUGUUUAUGAUGGAAUAUCUUUUGAAAAUGUUGUUUGUACAUGUUAUGAUGGAGGAUUUUUUACUGACCAUACUUGUUGGUGGAUUAAAACUACUGUUGAUAUAGCUAAUGGACUUCUUGAUACUAUUGUUCCUAAAGUACUUGAGAGUCAAAUGUCUAACAUUGAAGAAUCAGUAAAUACUGCUUUAACUGAUUUAUUUGUUAAUGUCAAUGAUAAUUAUAUUAAACCAUAUAUUGGUAAUCUUGAUCCUCAAUAUAUUCCUGUUCCAGAAGGAAUGAUGAACAUAACUGAAAGUUCAAUGUUUGAUAUGAUUUCUUGGGCAACAACUUAUUUACUUGGAGGUAAUACUUCACUUGGAUUAAAUAAUUUAAUUAAUAGAUUCACACAAAAUACAGGAAAUAUUGUUGUUGGAUCAAAUAAUAAUGAUACAUUCUCAGAAUUAUCUCCAUUAAUUGUAGAGUUAUUAACUUUCAAUGAUAUUGAUUUAGGUGAUCUUAAUGCUACUUUAGAUUUAGGAAUUACAUUCUUUAAUAUUAGUGGAUUAAAUACUUGUAGUAAAAUGGAAUUCUUUGAACCAUUAAGAAAUACUAUUGAUCCUGCUACAAAUCAAUCAAUUUGUAAUACUUUAGAUACAUGUGAUCAACAAUUAAAACUUUCAUCUGCCCUUGAUCGUUUAGAAAUUAAUAUAACAUUUGCACUUAAUAUUACUUCUAAUAGUACUACAUUAGAUAUGGAAGGAGAGGUAUUACAUGAAGAAGGUAAUUUAUACAUUAAAGUAACUGAUAAUUAUAUGGAAGGAAGAGUUCAAGUCGCUAUUCCAGAAGGACAAUUUGAGGAGUAUUCAAAUAACCAAUGCACUAAUAUUACUUGUUGGUUAGCAUUAUUCCAAAAUGGUACUGGUAUUCCAUACCUUCAAUUUAAUACAUCAUUGGAUUCUUUACACUUAAAUGCUGGAUCACCUGAUGCAACAAGUGAUUUAGAUAGAGGGGUUCAAAGUUUAAUUAAUUCUGUUGCUGAUGUAUUUAUUAAUAGAUAUAAAGCAGUUAUUCCUGUAUUCUUAAAUGGGUUGGUCAAUAAUCUUGGAACUGGUUUUAUUAAUGAUUACCUUAAUGAUAAUUUAAAUGCUACUUGUGAAGAAAAUCCUGAUCCUGAAGUAAAAGAGUAUAAACCAGUUAUUGUGGCAUCAACAAUUUCAAUUGCAGUUGUAUUAUCUAUUAUAUUAUGUGCUAUUGCAAUUAUUGUUUUAGUUGUUAAAUGGAGAUUUGGAAAGAAUCAUGAAGAGUCAUCUGUAACAACUACAGGAGAAAGUAAAGAAAGUGAUUCAUCAAGUGAAGGAGAAAAAGAAAAGAAACCAUUUUUACAAAGAUUAAAAUCAUUCCCAUUAUGGUUCUGUAAACAAUGGUUAAGAACAGAUGAAAAAGGAGCAUCAUUAUUCCUUCAUCCUCGUGUUAAUAUUGUGAUUAGAGUUAUUAUGCCAUUCUUAAUUCUUUUGAAUAUUGCAUUAUUUAUUACAUCUAAUACAGGUACAGGAGCUACAGUUAAUGCAUAUAUCUCAAUUGGAAGUGGUCAAGUUAUUACAAUGCCAGUUUCUGAUUUUGGGUUAAUGAAUUCAGUAGAAGAUAUGUGGACAGCUGGAGUAUAUCCACUUGCUGUUUUAAUUAUGGUAUUCUCUGGAAUUUGGCCUUAUACCAAAUUAGUAAUUUUAUUAUUCACAUGGUUUAUGCCAUCAACAUUAGUUGUUCCUAAAGUAAGAGGUAUUAUUUUAAAAGUAUUAGAUGCAUUAGGUAAAUGGUCUAUGCUUGAUUCAUAUGUUAUGGUAUUGAUGAUUGUUGCAUUUUACUUUGAUAUUCCAUUACCAAUAAGACAUCCAGAAUCUAUUAAUGAUCCAGUCAAGAUCAAUUUAUAUGUUUAUCCAGCAUAUGGAUUUGUUACAUUGAUGUUAGGAACUAUUGCAUCAUUAAUUAUGUCACAUGUUGUUGUAGGGGUACAUAAUGUAGUUCUUCAUGACAAACAAAGUAAUCAUGGAGAAGAUGGACAUAAGUGGAGGCCAUUAUUCUUUUAUUGUAGAUUCUUAGUUACAAAGAUCAUUGUACCAAUUUUCUUAUUUAUUUCAUUUGUAUUAUUAGUAGUUGGUAUGUUCUUAAUUUCGUUCUCAUUUGAUUUCUUAGGACUUGCAGGAUGGGCAUUAGCUAUUCUAGGACAAUCUCCACGAAGAGAAUUCUCUGUUGUUGAUCUUGGAACACAACUUCCAGGUGCUACUAGAGAACCAAAUAGUUUUGCUGUUAGAAUAACUCAAAUAGUAUAUUUCAUGACAAUUAUUGUCUUACCAAUUCUUCAUAUGAUAUCAUUAUUUGUAUUAUGGUUUGCACCAUUACAACGACGAUUCCAAAGUUUCUUAUAUCAUUGUUGUGAAGUAUUAUAUGCAUGGUCAUGUAUUGAUGUUUUUGUAGUUUCAGUUAUUGCUGCUAUUGUUGAAUUAUCACAAUUUGCAUCAUUUAUGGUUGAACCAUAUUGUGCAGCUAAAAUUCCACAACUUGGAGCUAGUAUUGAUGAUAUUGUAGCAGAGUUCUUUGGAGAAGAAGAACUUAUUAAUGGGCAUGAAACAUGUUUUGAAGUUAAAGCCAAUCUUGAAGGAGGGUGUUGGUUAUUAUUUGUAGCAGUUAUUAUUUACACAGUUUGCUCAAUUGCAAUUAUGAAAAUUACAAAGAGAUGUCUUGCUAAAAGACUUCCAACUGAAGAAGAAAGAGCUGUAAUGAAUGGAACACAGAUCGAAAUGGCAGAAAAACAAGAAGAAGAUAAAGAGGAUAAAGAUAAUACAAAUAAAACAGAAGAAAAGAAAGAAAGCGACGAUAAUGACUCAUAUUCUCCACAAGAAAGUGAAGAAGAAAACACUUCUUCUGAGUCAAUGAAAAUCGAAGAAGCAAGUGAUGAAUAA